Balearica regulorum gibbericeps (East African grey crowned-crane) is the source of this 783-nucleotide messenger RNA. NCBI's taxonomy places the organism in Eukaryota, Metazoa, Chordata, Aves, Gruiformes, Gruidae. The record is from RefSeq and is a predicted model, not a curated record.
AUGGGUUUUAUACAUAAGAAAGUAUUUAUUGACAUUUUUAUUGACUUGAUUAAUUUGAAUCUUGGAACAAAUUGCCUUCCUGAUGCCUGGAUGAACUUAACACUUCCAGAUGUUGGCUUAUGGUUUAAUGGCAAUGAAGAUCUAAGCAUAACAAGAAGUUGCACAGAACCUUUGCCUUUAGAUAGGCAAAGACAUCUCAUAAAGUUUUUCUUCAGUUUAUUUGCUGAUACCAGAAAAGAUCCUGCUCUGCUUAACUAUACUGAGAUGCUACUUUAUUUUGCUUCCCACACUGAUCCAGUUGAAGGUGUUUACAGAGCACUUAGCGUUGCUACUGGAACAUAUAUUCAUAGAAAAAAAGAAGCUUCUCUUCCAUGUGUGGUAAAAUAUUACAUGGCUUUUCCUUAUACCAACAUAGUGCCAAGUGAGAAAACUUUAACAGAAAAUGAAAAAGAAUUCUUGAAUUACACGGGUAAAGGAAUAAUUUCAGUGGCAACUCUAUUCAAAGUGUUUCAUUCUGGAGGAGGUAAAGAUGAAGAUAAUCAUAGAUUUAGUAAUCUGGAGAAGGAAGGCAGCUAUGAGAAGCAUUUCAUCAAAAUAUACAAAGAAUUAGGGAAUGAAGAUCUGACACCCAUUCCAGUCACACUCCUUUUGAAGCAUCCUUUCAUUCAAGACUUGAUCAACAGGUAUCAAGAAUACAAGCUUCCUAAUAUUAAAAUCUUUCUCCAACGAUCUGAACAAGCACAGUCAACUGAUGAAAAAAUCACCACGUGUAAAGAUAUCAAU